This is a messenger RNA of Glossina fuscipes, 1582 nucleotides long. RefSeq lists its product as uncharacterized. Gene Ontology annotation, cellular component: extracellular region. Gene Ontology annotation, molecular function: heparin binding; growth factor activity. The record is from RefSeq and is a predicted model, not a curated record. NCBI's taxonomy places the organism in Eukaryota, Metazoa, Arthropoda, Insecta, Diptera, Glossinidae. The coding region runs from base 884 to 1582 and encodes 232 amino acids. Gene Ontology annotation, biological process: mesoderm morphogenesis. The transcript has 4 exons.
AAGAAUCUUCUUUCCCUUUAUGCUUUGUGCAAUAUUAAAUAUCUCCGGAAAAUUGUUCCAUUUAUUCCACUUAUGUGUUAAAAAUAAAUUUUUUUAGACGUAAAGAAAGCCAAAGACAAAAGUGCGAAUUAAAAAUCUUCUCAAUUUUUUUCCUAAAAAAAAAAAAACGGAAAAAAGGUGUUAGUUAAAUACUUUACUUAAUAAAAAUUACUGUGCCACUUACUAAUUAUCUGCAAGUACUCGUAACAUUUUCUAUAAUACUAAUUAAAGGUGUUGUUUAUUUAUUUAUUUAUUGUAUUUUUUUGAUAAAAGAUUUAAAAAAAUUCCAAUUCAUAUCCGAUGUACAAGUGCACCUCUCUGGCAGCGGAAAAGAAUAACCAUUAAAUAUAUAUUCUUUUCAAACACUUAAGGAUAUAUUUUAAAUUGAAUUAUUAAAGGCUGUUUGUAACGCUUUUCUGUAAUCAACAUUUUGCUCCCAUUUGUUGUGAAUCUCAUCAAUAAAAAGAAAAAAAAAGAAAAAAAAAAGAAACGUUAAAACUAAAAGUCAGAACAGGACACAACGAAAGCGAGAACAUUUUUAAAUCAAUACACAAAAGUACACCCGGUUGCCCUUCGGCUUUACUACGUAUGCCGAGCAACAACAAAUAGCAAUUGAAUUGUGUUGUAACAUUAUUACGCACAUAUCAUAGAACGAAAUUGAAAAAAAAAACAACAAAAUUUUUUGUAAAAGUAAAGUAAACAAUUGUAUUUCUUUUAUCAUCACCGCCGUCAUCACAGUCAUCACAUCAGCAUAGUCAUCAUCAUUAUCACCAUCAUCAUCAUCAGUAUUAGUUAAACAUUGCUAUCGCCAUACAAAGCAAAUAAUACACAAAGCACCAGCAAAAUGAAACAUUACCACCGUCAGCUGUUAUCGAUGUGCACAGCAAUGCUGGCAUUGGCCUCCUCCAUGUCAAUGUUGCCACAUUUAGCACAUGGCACAACGGAGGUACAAGAGACACCAUUAGCACUGCCGGUUGCCGAACAGACACAACCAACAACAGCAUCACAGGGUGAAAUCUGGGAAGAAGACGAUCAUGAAAUAUUAAUACGCAAUGAACGCGGCACAAAGAACGAUGGGCUUUCGUGUCGUUAUGGUAAGAAUCCUUGGACUGAGUGUGAUACCAAAACCAAUACACGUUCAAGAACGUUGACUUUAAAAAAAGGCGAUCCAGCUUGUGAUCAAACACGGACUAUACAAAAGAAAUGCAAGAAAGCUUGCCGCUACGAAAAGGGUUCUUGGUCUGAAUGUGCUACCGGUCAGAUGACACGUGCUGACAAAUUGAAAGCAACCAGCGAUCCAUCGUGCGAAGCAACACGUAUUAUUAAGAAAAAUUGCAAACCUGGCAAAUCCAAGGAUAAGACUGCCAAGGAACAACGCAAGAACAAAGAUAAAGGUAAGAAAAUAAAAAAACAUCAUAACAGAAAAUUAAGGAAUUAUGUGGUUAAAGCCUACACUCUUUCACACAUUCGGACCCACGCAACACACACAGAUUCUAUUCCCUUGAUGUUUGCGAAAAUUGAUGAGGAGCAAGUGUUAAGAUGA